GCUGCGCUCCCUCUGCGCUCCCGGCCCUCCCGGCCCCUGGGAAGCAGUGCAAUUCCCCAGCACAUCUCUACAGGAGAGGCCGCGCAGGGGCGUUGAAUUAGGGCCAAAUUCCAUCUUGGGUUUUGCCAGUGCUGUGCAGAAUCCUGCCAGCGCUCCGCCAGGCCUGCGCACCAGCCGCGGUCUGUCAGGGCUUGGGGGCUUCAAACACUUACUGCUGUUUUUUCACGUUUUAGUGAGUUUCUUUGCAAGCCUGGGAACGAAGCCAGGACUCGGCAGCUGAACAGGAGGAAAAUUUCUCGCUCGUUCGACUGAGCCCUGGAGUGGGGACUUUUUACACCCUGAAAGCUCUGUUCCCGUUGCUCUCUGCAGGUCCCGGUCCUUCACACCUGUCCCUGCUGUGCUCUACAGAACCCCUCUUUGAUAUUCGCAUGUGAGCAAUGAACCAAACAGCCGUGUGUGCUGCGGGCCCCAUGCUCCCGCCCGGACGGAGCACUGCGGAGGUCUCUGCUCGGAAUCCACAACUGGUUUUUACCAAGCGUGGAAGAACUCCACGUGAGGACAGCCUGAGAGAGCCGGGGUUGUUCAGCCCCGAGAAGAGAAGGCUCCAGGGGGACCUUAGAGCAGCUUCCAGUGCAGAAAGGGGCUCCAGGAAAGCUCGCUCCUUUAUCAGGGGGUGAAGGGAUAGAAAGAAGGGGAAUAGUUUUCAGCUGAAAGAGGGGAGAUUUAGAUUAGACCUUAGGAAGAAAUGUUUUGCUGUGAGGGCGGUGAGGCCCUGGCCCAGGCUGCCCCGGGGAGCUGUGCUGCCCCAUCCCUGGAGGGGUUCCAGGCCAGGUCGGGUGGGGCUGGAGCCUCUGAUCCAGUGGAAGGUGUCCCUGCCCAUAGGCCUUACGCACGUGGCCAUUGCUCUGACUUAACAGUUGUUGAAAUGUUUGCCUGUCUGUGCUGUUCAUGGACGAGAUGGUGCGUCGGAUCCGGACACGGGAAUCAACAGGUGUUGGUGUUAAGAGGGUAAUUCCUUUCGGGGGUGGGACGGGUUGUGGUAUCUACCCACACAGGAGCUUGUACUUAGGGCUUACCAUGUGCAUCCUAUAAAUAUAGUAUUUGGAUCCAAACAUGAUUGCUAAAUCCCUGCCGAGUGCAUUCAUCAAAGCCUUAUAAAUACAGGUGACUACCCUCCUCUUGCAGCGUCUCUUGGUCUCAGCUGCUUUGUGGUAGAGCUCCACAAUGUCACCCAAAGCAAUGGUGAUACUCUUCAUGAUUCUUCUUCUUCUCCUUCUUGUGGUGUCCCAGGCUGCUGCAAUUGCAGUCCCAGACACUGUGAUGUGUCGGAAGAGCAAGGGCGAGUGCUCCUUCCUGCUGUGUCCCUUGUUUAAGAGAGCCACCGGUACCUGCUACAACGGACUGGCAAAGUGCUGCCGGCCCUUCUGGUGACUCUCCACAGUCCGUGCACAGCCAGGUCCUGCAUGAUGAGGUCCCAGCUCCUCUGUCCUGACCUUCUCUCUCCCCUGGAGUACCGAGCUGUUCCUGCCAAUGGAAUAUUUAGAAAUAUCUUGGUCCAUGUCUGUUGACUUGCACACCUUCUCCACACAGUGUGACUGUCUUUCCUGAACAGAUGGGCAGAUGUGAAAUAUAAACCUCAUUUACCCAUCUUUCCUGUGGGACCCCUUUUAUCUUCCAUUAGACUAUUUAUUUCCCACUUCCGCAUAUGAUCAUCUCAAGAGAAAGUCUUUUAUCUUCCACCUUUCCCAUCCUGUAUCCUCAGAAGAUGCUGUCCUGGCUUCAUCAUCCCUCCAGCUUUUUAGAGGACAUCUGGCUGAUUCAGAGCUUGUUUUGGAGAGGAGAUCUGGUUAACUCUGGUCAGCUCUCGUUUGACCUCUCUCGUGACACAGCAAGGGCUGGAAGCUGAGGUCUUCAGCGAUGUUCUGCUGCUCUCUUGCAGGCUGUGCACAAUAUCUCAGCCUGCCAAUAUUGAAGCAAUCUGGGCUCUGUUUCCCUCCUCGUACACAUUCACUCUGCUCAAAGAGGCUAUGGUUCACAAACUGUUUGAGUUGUGUAAAUAUCUAAUAAAGCAUGAG
Molecule: messenger RNA, 2075 nt
Organism: Cuculus canorus (common cuckoo)
Lineage: Eukaryota; Metazoa; Chordata; Aves; Cuculiformes; Cuculidae
Gene: DEFB1
Product: defensin beta 1
Exons: 3
Coding region: 1225-1431 (68 amino acids)
Biological process (GO): defense response to Gram-positive bacterium; innate immune response in mucosa; defense response to Gram-negative bacterium
Cellular component (GO): extracellular region
Molecular function (GO): CCR6 chemokine receptor binding
Source: RefSeq, a predicted model, not a curated record